UAUGCAAUUCCAACAAGCGGGACGGUCACGGCACGAAAAUAGUUUAAUUUAUUUACAUUUUAAAUUUAAGUAGGCGCAGUUUAUUCAUUGUUCACAGCUAUAUUAUUAUUAAAAUGGGCUUCGUUUUAUCGAAAUUUAGGAAGGAAAAAUCGACAACAACUGUUCUGGAGGAACUGCAAAUUCAGAUACAAGAACUUGAAAAGAAUGUGAUCUAUACGCAGGAUCGUAAAAGGCGAUUUGUUACCAACUUUGUUGGCUUCACAAUUGGCGUCUACAUUGUUGGCUUUGCGCUAUGGUAUUUCUUCUACUUCCCGCCAACAAUGCAAGAGCGCAUCAUGUACUUGGUUCCGCUGUUGCUCUUCCCCGUUCUCAUUGUUUUCUUGCGUCAAAUGUUUACGUGGUAUUUUCAGCGCAAGCUCAACAAAAAUGGCGAUAAGCUAAAACAGCUGAAGGAGAAGAAGAGCAAGUUAUUGGAGCAGGUCAUGAACAAGGAAACAUACAAGGUGGCAGUGAAUCUUCUUGAACGGUUUGGUGAUAAGCAACAGAAUCGUAUGUUGGGUAUAUCGGGCACAAGUCGUCCCGCUCCGAGCAGCACAACGCCCAACCGGUCGAUAUCGUCAUCUACGAUGCAGCGGGCGCCACAAGCACUGACGCCCUACACGAGCGUUUACCGCAACGUGAAUAAUAACCUAAACAGCAGCGUCAUCUCGUCCAACUUGCAAGUGACGGCAACAACGCCGCAGGUGCGUGCAAUGCAGGAGCUGCGCAGGCGCACUCCAUUCCCCAUUGUGGAUGAGAGUUCGCGCAGUGCAUUGGAUCGCAUUGUGGACUUUAUUGUGGGCGACAGUCCACAGAAUCGCUUUGGCAUGAUAUGCAAGGAAUGCCAUAAGCACAAUGGAAUGCUGCCAAUGGAGGAUUACGAGUAUACAACAUUUCAUUGCGCUUUUUGUGGCACACUGAAUCCUGCACGCAAGGAGCGACCUGUGGCGCCACGUCUGUCUCUGGAGGCAAGAAAUACAGAGACGCCACAGUCUUCACAGCUACGGAACGACAGUUCCGAUAGUGAUUCUUCAGACGAUGAAGAAGAUGAAUACGAUAAUAUGCUUUCAACGCGUCGCGCUCUGCACGAUGACUUGCCAAUGACUGAUACCGAAGCUGAUGCUGAUCCUAAAGUGGAUGCUGACGCUGAUAUUACGACAACUACGACUGCAACACACAUGGAGGAGACUGAAGCUGAAGCUGAAGCGGCGAAAGCAACAACUGUUAGCGAGACUGAAGCGAAAGAAUAGAAUACAUAGAAUAUUCAGCUCUCCCAAGUGCGCCAUGAACAGGUUUUUAGGCUCCGCAAAGCGGUAGCUUUGAAUAAAUCAACUUAUGCAUAUUUUACUUAGAGUCUACAUUAUUAUUAAAUAACACUAUGUUGGUAAGCGAAUUUUUCUUAGAAACUUUGUUUAAUUUAUCCCCCCAAAAACACUCACUAGUUAAAAUUAACAAAA
Messenger RNA from Drosophila innubila, 1496 nucleotides. RefSeq names its product endoplasmic reticulum junction formation protein lunapark-B (gene Lnpk). The coding region runs from base 114 to 1289 and encodes 391 amino acids. Gene Ontology annotation, biological process: endoplasmic reticulum tubular network organization. The record is from RefSeq and is a predicted model, not a curated record. The transcript has 6 exons. Gene Ontology annotation, cellular component: endoplasmic reticulum tubular network. Lineage: Eukaryota; Metazoa; Arthropoda; Insecta; Diptera; Drosophilidae.